AUGGACAAAUCCUCUGCGCGAGCACCGGCCGCCGAUGAGGCCUCCACCCUGAAACCCCGGCCAGCGCACCCUCCUACCAGACCACCCACCAAAUCAGCGGCACCUAGACUGUCGACUGGUACUCGUCCUACGACUACCGCGGCAACUCCGACCACUGCGCGACCUGCAACCACAAGUUCUCUCAGCAAGCCACCAGCAAGACCUCCCACUACUUCCACGGUUCGCACCGCUCGAACAACACCUUCCACCACGGUGCCUGCCCAUCAGAAAAGGCAAUCAGCGAGUUCGAUCGACGAGAAACCAUCCGGUGAUGAGAAGAGCAAAGAUGGCAUAUCUGCAAGACCCAAGAGGAUGUCGUUGGCUGCAAGUACCACUUCCGAGCGGACCCCAGCUGUCUCCGCGAGGCGUACGACUCUUCAGCCUUCUACCACCAGGCAGAGCACGACAAGCCCGACUGGUGUCAGAAAGGCCCCUUCGACACCCAGUACCACCCGCACUCUAACCAGCUCUCGCACUAAGCCUUUGGCUUCAUCCGUAUCAAGAAAUAUUGGCGCUGGCGCCGGCACCGUUGGAGAGAAGAAACGGUUGAGCACGAUCCCCGCCUCACCAGCAAUUAAAUCCGAUCUUGAACAUGAUUCGGGAGAUAAUAAAGAAAAUUUGCAUUCUGAUGUCGAGAAGAAGCCCCCCACCCGACCUGCCUUGGGGACGAGGAAAUCGACGCGGUCAGUGCUUAUUGAGCAACAAAUUCGCGAGUUCGAGUUGGUGAACAGUAUGCUACAACAAGCCAUUGCCGCCGAUGGCGUAGAUGAUCAAGAGCAACAAUCAAUCAAUGAAGAAGCCGCAACCUCAAUCGCUAAGCUCAAGGCUGAUCUUGCCAAGGUCAGGCAGUUUGAGAGGGACAACGGCCGUCUACCGACGGAAACGGAGCUGGACGACGUGCCAGAGAUCGCGGCUGUCGACAGCUUCAUCCAGGACGGGGGUCAGGAUGAAUCUAAGGCACUAAACUUACAACAUGAGCUGACCGAGAAGCAAGCUGAAGUAGAAUCCUUGCACUCGGAAUUGCUCAGCUUGAGACAGAAACUGGAGGAAUUCAGCAAGAGUGCCAAGGAUGAGGCCUCGCGCGUGCAAGCAGCAACUGAGGCAAUUAGAACAGAGCAUGUGAGCAAGAUUGACGAACUAUCUGCUCUUCAGGAGCAAAAGCUCAAGGAAAUGUCAACCGAGCACCAGAACGAACUUGAAGGUCUACACGCACAACAAAAGUCGGAGCUCGUCGAAUUGAAAGAGCAGCUGGCCCAACAGGUCGCCGAAAGGCAGUCUGAGGCUACACGGUUGGAAUCGGAGUUGGAAAGUCUACGUUCCACCACAUUGAAAGAGCAGUCAGAAAAGGACGCCGAGAUCGAAACAUUGAAGCUAGAUUUGAAGGCAAAGACCGUCGAGGUCGAGACAGCGAGCAACACUGUCCCACCACCUAGUCCCUCUCCGGACCAUGCGCAGAAGCUUACUGAGGCCCAGGAAGCGCUUGAAGCGGCUCAAACCCGACAUUUAGCAGCCAAAGAUAACGCAAAAACCAAGAUUGCAAAAAUGCAAGAGGAGUUUGAGGCAAAACUGUCUACAUUGAAUACCCAGCAUGAGGGACAAUUGAAUGACCUCAAGGCCAAGUUGGAUAAAGCGGAGCUUGAUGUAGCUACCAAGGCUGCACAAAUUGCGAAGCAGAGCGAUGAUAAUACCAAAAUCAAUGGUGAGGUGUCGCGGCAGGGCCAAGUCAUCGAAUCCUUGAAGAGCCAGGUCUUGGCCUUCCAGCAGUCAAAGAGGGAGGAACUCGACACGCAAAGUGUCAUAAUUUCGCAACUCGAAUCUGAAAUUGAGUCUGUGAAGCAAGAAAAUACAAGCGCUGCUGAGGCGGCUUCGGCUUUCCUUGCAAAGACCGAGAGAGAACACUCCGAGAAGAUAGGGGCUCUGCAGCAACAGCUCAAUCAUGUCCAAGAAGAACUAAAGAAUGCUACUGCCUCGCAUUUGACACAAGUGGACGAAUCUGUCCGAAAUGCUCAAGCUGAGUUGUCCUCCGCCCUUGAUGAACUGAAGGCUUCCAAGUCAUCGCAUCAGAGCGAACUCCAGGCCCUUAAAGCUGAGCUGCAGAAGGCAAGCGACGACGCAGUAUCCGUAGCGAGCAAACACCAAGAGGCAAUUUCGACCUUGCAAGCACAGCUAGGUGAUGCCAAAGCUGCGCUUCAGGAAGCAACAACCAAAAGCCAAACGCUCACCACUGAACGCACAAAUGAGAGCACAAAAGCCCAGGAAGACAUCAAGGCACUGCACGUGCAGUUGGAAGCUGUAAAUGCCGCCCUCUCCGAAACUGUUAGCAAGCAUGAAUCAUUGAGCAAGACCCACGAAUCGGAAGCCUCUUCUGUUCAAGAAGAGCUUGCCUCUCUGAAAGCUAAACAUGCAGAGGAAACCCAACAGUUAGAAGAGAGUUUGCAGGCUACAAAGAAGGAGGUGGCAUCGGCUAAGGCACUCCAUGCUUCACAAAUCAGACAGUUGGAGGAGCAAAUGCAAGCCACGUUGAAAGACCUAGAUUCUUUGGAAGCUGGGAACGUGGAGGCAGUGCAGCGAGCUAAAGUUGAGGCUUCUGAGUACCACCAAAGGGCAUUGGGAGAGGCGGAACAAGCUCAUAUCCAGAGAGUCCGUGAACUUGAGCAACAACUAAACGAUGCUAAAUCAGAAGAAUCCAGCGCCGCCCAGAAGCUUGAGGACGAAAGAAAGCAGACGCUCAAAGACCACGAGCAAGCCCUGGAGGAUCUAAAACGCUCCAAUGAUGAGAGCCUCGCAGCUCUCGAGGCGCAAUUGAAGUCGGCAAAAGACUCAGCUGAAGCCGCUACAGCAGCGCAUGCUGAGCAGCUCAAACUGUUAGAGGAAGAUGUUACCUCACGGCACGCGGCAAUGAUUGAAUCAUUGAAGACUGAGCAUACGAAAAUACUUGAAAGCAUCCAAAACGAAAACAAGCUCGCUCAAGAAUCAGCACUGGAGAGCCUAACAGCUAGCCUGGACAAGGAGAAGAAGACGCAAGAAUCUCAAGCACUGAGUCUUCAAGCAGAUCUCGAAAAUACUCGGUUCCAGUUGCAAACCCUCAAGGGCAUGUUCCAAUCGAUCGAAGAAGAAGGCAAGGAGAAGGAUAAGGAACACGAGGAAGCCAUUGAGAAACUCCAGGACGAAUUAUCGAUGUCUGUCAGAAAGCUCGCAGAGCAGUCGUCCCGUGUGAUGGACCUUCAAAUACAGCACGAUGACGCCUUGGCCAGCUUCAGGACCAAACUAGAAUCGAAGUCGCAAGAGGAAAUUGAGACAGCAAAAUUCGAGCACACCAAAGCUUUAGAUGAGCUUCAGACAACGCUUGAGAAGAGUCAUAAGCAAGUUAUUGAUCGUCUCCAAGCAGAGCAUUCUUCUACCCUCGAAGCUGCCCAGAGCUCGACGAAAGCACAAAUUGCGGAGCUACAGAGAAAGGCGAAGGAAGAGCACGACGAGCACAUGGAUGAGAUCAUGAAGACGCUUGAAAAUCAAUGGAAAUCCCAGGUUGAUCAACUUGAGGCGCAAUGUGCGGCCGCUAACGCCCGCCUCGUCAGCGUCACCAGCGAACACGAUAGUGCUCUCCAACAAGUGGACACAGAACAUCAGGCGGCGCUUAAAAGACUCGAAUUGGAACUGCAACAAGCUCAUGAGGCGGCGGCUGUUCCGAAAGAUAACACUGACCUCGAAAGUUUGAAGGCUCAACUGGCAGAAGCGCUUGACCAGAUCAAAGUUGCUGAGAGGAAUCAUGCUGAAGCAAUGGCCGCAGCCUAUGUGAAGCAUGAGUCUGCCUUGACUUCAAUGAAACAAGAACUGAAAGCCGCUCAAGAGGUUGCUGAGCAAAGACGGGAUGCAGCAGAAUUUGAAGAGCUAAAUGCAAAGUUCGUCGAAGCUCAGAAGGCGCUCGAAACCCUACACAAAGAAAGCGAACGAAUUGCACAUGAGACAAGGGUUGCAAAUGACACCAAACUCGAACAGCUUUUGAUAGAAUUGGAGGAGAGCAAGGAGGCUGCGAAACACGGUCCCGAUCCUGCUGAGCUCGACGCAGCCAAUGUUGGUCUCCAAGAUGCCAGAAACACCAUAGCUUCAUUACAAGCCAAUCUUGAAGGUGCCUUACAAGAGGUCGAGACGCAACGCAGCCGUGCUGAGAUUGCACAACAGGAAAUCCAACAGCUAAAGCACCAAAGUGAUGCUGCCUCUCUGCCCAGUCCCAAACCACGUCGAACGAGCAGAAGCCCGAGGAGGAAAUCGAUGAAUCCCUUGUCACCCACGGGUCAAAAAAAGGGCCUCGAAUCCAGCAAGUGGGCAACAGCUGAGGAGCUGGCCACAGCAUCCCCUCAGACACCCGCAAGUCCAUCAUCAGGCCUGAGGGGCGGGGCAAGCGACCAAGAUGCACUUGAUGAGGUUGGAGCGGAUGGACCAGAGACAGAAGAGAAACCAAGCAAGCAUAAUGUUGCGGGUCAACUGGCUGGCAUCCAAGAGCAGAUCCGACAACUGGAUGAGAUCAGUGGGGAUUUCCUCGUUGAGCAUCAGAAGAUGGCACGCACUUUGAGCAGGGUGGAUGAUCAAACUCAGUCGAGCGUGACGGUAGAAGUGGAGUCAGAAGAUUCGUGA
Exophiala aquamarina CBS 119918 is the source of this 4671-nucleotide messenger RNA. RefSeq lists its product as uncharacterized. The transcript has a single exon. The coding region runs from base 1 to 4671 and encodes 1556 amino acids. The record is from RefSeq and is a predicted model, not a curated record. NCBI's taxonomy places the organism in Eukaryota, Fungi, Ascomycota, Eurotiomycetes, Chaetothyriales, Herpotrichiellaceae.